AUGCUGCAGUGGGAGUGGCCAAAGACGUGGCCUACGGAGAGCAAGGAGGUGAUUCGCGUUUCUAUUGAGCAGGCCAUCCGCAAGGCGAUGUCGGGGGGAGCCAACGCCCAACUUCGUGGUACAGUCAUUGUGGACGAGUUGAACCUGGGAAGCGUUGCGCCGGAGAUUGCGUUAAAUGGGAUUCGAGAGCUCUCCGCGGAGCACACCGCCAUCCUGGUGAAGGUCCGCUAUCACGGCGACUUCUCAGUGCGGCUGCGCGGGCUAGAAAUUAACCUGGAUACGGUCGGAGCAGGCGCCGAGGACUCCGAUGCAAACUUUGCCCUCCCCUUUUUUUGUCCCUUUGAAAUGACGCUGCAGGAUAUCCACAUCGACGGCAUGGUCUCCAUCGAGCUCUUUCAGGAGCUGGAAGAGAACCCACAGUGGGAGCAGGCCUCAUCACUGACGCUACACGCGGAUUUAACGCCGAGGGUUGUGAAGAAUAAGGUGCGGCUUCCAUCGCAUUCUACGCGUUCGACCGGGGUCAAUGACCGCCUCGGGUACGGAGUUCUUCUAGCUGGGGGCGGCCGUCGUGGAAUGCGGCCGCCUGGUGUGCUUGACGCACAUGAAACCUCCACAUCCUCACUGGAGGCCGAUAUCGUCACUGAUAACGUUUUGAAAUUGUCCAGGCAGGCACGUUGCGGCGUUCCGUCCUUCGUAGACAUUUUUGCAAAGAAGGUGAUGGUGAAGCGACGCAUGAUGAAGGUGCAGCUGUUUGGUGAUCCACUCAAGAACUUCCGUGUGAUUUCCAACUUUAGUACGGUGCCUGGGGCCAACAGCAAGGUGGAUGGUACUGUUCGGAUGCUUAUUAGGCCGGCCAUUGAGGCACUCAUGGAGGAGGGCAUAGCCUUUCCAAUUUAA
This is a messenger RNA of Trypanosoma rangeli, 897 nucleotides long. RefSeq lists its product as uncharacterized. NCBI's taxonomy places the organism in Eukaryota, Euglenozoa, Kinetoplastea, Trypanosomatida, Trypanosomatidae. Gene Ontology annotation, cellular component: ERMES complex. The transcript has a single exon. Gene Ontology annotation, biological process: mitochondrion organization. The record is from RefSeq and is a predicted model, not a curated record. The coding region runs from base 1 to 897 and encodes 298 amino acids.